CUAAUCAUGGAUGUGAGUGGAUCACCAACACCAUUAAAGAAGGAGAAUGACGGUGAGAUGCCAGACGUAAACCUAAGAGACGCAAAGGGAAAGACAGCUCUGCAUAGAGCAGCUGAAAAUGGUCACAAUGAAAUCGCUAAACAUCUCAUCGAUAACGGGGCUCUUAUUGAUAUUGAAGAUCAUGAGAAAGAGACACCUCUUCAUUUAGCUGCGAAGAAUGGUCACAAGGAUGUUGCUGAACUUCUCGUUGAUAGAGGAGCCCUUCUUGGUGUUAAAAAUAAUGCGAAUAAGGCACCGAUCCACCUGGCACAUGAAAAUGGUCACAAUAAGUUGGCUCGAUAUCUCCUUGGACAAGUGCUUUGAUUCGAUAUGUUUUUCUUUGUCAAUCUCGUUGACCAUACCAACCAAUAUAGUUGCUUGGUUUGAACAUCAU
This is a messenger RNA of Sitodiplosis mosellana (orange wheat blossom midge), 433 nucleotides long. Its product is annotated as ankyrin repeat and protein kinase domain-containing protein 1-like. Lineage: Eukaryota; Metazoa; Arthropoda; Insecta; Diptera; Cecidomyiidae. Gene Ontology annotation, molecular function: protein binding. The transcript has 5 exons. The coding region runs from base 7 to 363 and encodes 118 amino acids. The record is from RefSeq and is a predicted model, not a curated record.